Messenger RNA from Paramecium primaurelia, 7971 nucleotides. NCBI's taxonomy places the organism in Eukaryota, Ciliophora, Oligohymenophorea, Peniculida, Parameciidae. The record is from the annotation of a GenBank genome assembly.
AUGCCACCUAAAAAGGAUGAAGUUGAUUUGAAUGCUUUACCACCACUCAAGCAUCUUUGUGUUGGUAUUAGAAUUGAAGCUGGAAAGACUCGUGCUGGAAAAUUAUUAAAUUUACUCAAAGAAUGCAAAUCAUUUCAGAAAAAUAUAACUAGAGAAGAAAUAAUCAAUUUUUGUAAAGAGAAGUAAUUGUAUGUUGAUCCUGCUACUUUAACUGAUAAACAAAAGAAAGUACACUUUUUGUUUUGAUAUUAGGAUUCUAAAUUUAUGGCAGAAGUAGCUACAGAAUUAACAUCAGAAGUUAUGAAUAAGGGAUUUUAGAUGUUCAUUUAAGAUUAAGUCUUAUAAAUAAGGAAAGCUAAGUAUUAAGCAACUUAAGCAUAAGCAGCAGAGAAAGCUGCACCACCAAAGAAAGAUGACAAGAAAGAUGCAAAGAAGGGAGGUAAAGAAGCAGUGGCAGUUGCACCAAUUCCAGAACCUGAAAAAGUUGUACCUGAGAAAGAGUACACUAAGAAUUUUGAUAUUGUUUUUAUUGUAUAAGGAUUUCCUCAAGUACCAUAAGAAUAGAUUGAAUUUAUUAUGCAUGUCAAAGAGAAAGUAUUUAAUUGGGGUGGAAUUGAUAUGAAUCUAUUAGAAUAAGGAGAGGAUUUCUAAGAAGAAUUGGAAAAGAGAAUGGAAGAAUUUGUAUAACCAGUUACAAUUAAGAGAUCUUAUUCAGAAGAAUCAUUACAUUAUACAGCUGCAGAAAGAGCAGUCAUAGAAGAAAUCAAAAAAUAAAGAAAUUGUUCACAAAAAUCAGAUCCACUUAGAUAACUUACAAUUAAGGAAUUAAUAUUGGAAAUGGAUUUAGAAGCUGAAGAAGAAACACUUAAAUAAUUUCAUGAAUAAUUAAUUGAAGAAAUAUGUUAAUUUAGUGUAGAUCAAUAAUAAUUUAAUGAAUGGAUUGUGAAUAAAAAACCAAUUCCUUUAAUUACUAAGGAAGCACCAAAAGAUCCAUUUGAUUUAGAAGUUGAACGUAUUAAGCAUGAAGCUCAUUUAGCAGAAGAAUAAUAGAAGGCAGCAGAAGAAGCAGUUGCUGCAGAGAAAAAUAAAAAAGGAGCUAAGAAAGAAGCUAAGAAAACUGAUGCAGAAUUAGAAGCUGAGAGAUUGGCUGAAAUAGAAAAGAAUAAAUAAAAUGAAUUGAGAAAAUAAUAAAUUGAAGAAGCUUUGGAAUAACAAUAAAAAAUGAAAGACAAAUUACAUUUAUAAUAUUAUAAGCGAUAAUUAUCUGAUGUGCAAUUAUCAAAAGUAGGACCUUGUAUCUUAUUAGAAUGUUUAUUAGAUUAAUUAUCUGCUGAAGCUGCUUAUAUAUAAAGUUCUAAAGUACCUCCUUGUUUAGAGGAUUAAGAAGAUGCAGAAUAAGUUAAUAGACUUUUAGCUAAUCAAAAAAAAGAUUAAUAAUAAUAAGUAGAGAGUGCUAAAUAAUUGAUAUUAGAUGAAUGUGAUUAUAUUGAAGUAAGAGGACAUUUAGGUUAAUUGCAUGAUUAAUAAUUUAUUGUAGAGAGAGAACACAAAAUAUUUGAUAAUUUAUGUUUACCUGGUAUUGAUAGAUAAGGUAUGCCUGAAAUAGCAGAAAAAUCAGAAAAACUAAGAAAAGCUAAUAAGGCAAAGUUACAUCCAUUUAUAAAUGUAGAUGUAAGUGAAUUUGAAAGAAGACAAUUACUUUUAUCUUUUGAAGAAUUACUCAAAGAAAAUGAACCUGAAUAAGAUUGGAAUUUGGGAGAUCGUAUAUAUUUAGAGAGACAUAAUAAAAAUACUCUUAGAUAAUAGUUUUAUGAAGCAUUAUUACAUGAUCCUCAAGUAGUUCUAAAAUAUUUACCUGAUGAUGAUGCUCUUAUGGUUUGUUGUUAUUAUAAGAAUCCUCCUGGAAGAACAUUAAGAAAGAAAUGGUCAGCUGAAUGGAGAGUAUUACCAAAUUUGGAAUACUUUAUUUAAGUUCGUAAUUUUAAUAGUGAAUACUAUUAUGAUAUUGAUUAUUAAUAAAUUGGUGCUAUUACUGAAAGAUCAAAAAUAAUGUAUCCAACUGAUAAUUCAUUAAUAAUUGCAACCAAAUUUACAGUAGGAGAAGUUGAACGUUUAAGAUAUAGAGUUAUUAAAGAAAAUGUUGUAUUUGGAAUAUAAGGAGGUUUUUAUGCAUAAUUUAGAGAUUUGAGAAUGAGUGCUUAAGAUUAGAUAAUGAAUUUGACAUUUAAGAAUGGUCUUUGUUUAAGGUUUACUUAAAAGGGAGAAGUAGUUUAAUAAUAUUUGUAUUAAAAAUAAUAAGAAUAAACUUAAACAUUAUUAAAUUUAUAUGAUAAUGCAGAAAUCAAUCAUGAAUUAGAAAUUAAAAGAGUUAUUACAGGAUAAGGAACAGUAAUAGUUUAUAAAAAAGAUGGUUCAAUCAUAGUAUUAUAUGCAAAUGGUAAUGUCUCUAUGUACAAAAAUGAUAUGUGGAUAACAACUAAUAAUAAAGGAUUUAGAAAAUCAUAGAAGGGAAUAGAAAAGAUUCCUUGUGCUACAAAAAAUGAUCCUGAAAGUGGUGCCAAAGUUUAUAUUAGAGAUGAUCAAACUCUUAUUAUUUAUUAUAAGGAUGGAUCUCAAUAUACUUAACAUUAUGAUGGAACCAUAAUGCUUAUAAAAGGAGAUAAGGUGAUUGUUGAACAUCCUAAUUUUGCUAGUGUUGUAGUCACAAUAGACAAGGUGAAAUAGAGAACUGGAACUAUUAUUGGAAUGGGCAGUGCUUAUGCAAAUGUAGGUUUUGAUAAUAUAUUUGAAAGAAGUAAUGAUGGUAGAGUAGUUGAAACUUAUUAUUAAGGAUGCAAAAUCAUUUCAUAUAUUGAAAAAUAAGAAUUACCAGAGUAUAAAUAAUAUAAAACUAAUCGAAUUCAUUUGAUGUACACUUAAGAUGGGAGUGUUGCUAAAGUAGUUGAUGAUGGAGAAAUUGUUAUUGUAACUGCUGAAGAGAGAGUUAGACUCAAUAAUAAAGGAGAGAAGAAACCAUUAGGAUAAGAUUUAGAUUAUUGGUUAUAAUUGUUUUCUGUAUCAGAUGAACGUAAAGCUGGAGUUUAUACAAUUGAUUUGACUAGAAAAUGUAUUUUUACAAAAGAUGAAGAAUCUAAUUAUUUCUAAAUUGAUGAAGAUGGAACUGUUACAUCUAAGAUAUCAGUNAUUUGGGAGAUCGUAUAUAUUUAGAGAGACAUAAUAAAAAUACUCUUAGAUAAUAGUUUUAUGAAGCAUUAUUACAUGAUCCUCAAGUAGUUCUAAAAUAUUUACCUGAUGAUGAUGCUCUUAUGGUUUGUUGUUAUUAUAAGAAUCCUCCUGGAAGAACAUUAAGAAAGAAAUGGUCAGCUGAAUGGAGAGUAUUACCAAAUUUGGAAUACUUUAUUUAAGUUCGUAAUUUUAAUAGUGAAUACUAUUAUGAUAUUGAUUAUUAAUAAAUUGGUGCUAUUACUGAAAGAUCAAAAAUAAUGUAUCCAACUGAUAAUUCAUUAAUAAUUGCAACCAAAUUUACAGUAGGAGAAGUUGAACGUUUAAGAUAUAGAGUUAUUAAAGAAAAUGUUGUAUUUGGAAUAUAAGGAGGUUUUUAUGCAUAAUUUAGAGAUUUGAGAAUGAGUGCUUAAGAUUAGAUAAUGAAUUUGACAUUUAAGAAUGGUCUUUGUUUAAGGUUUACUUAAAAGGGAGAAGUAGUUUAAUAAUAUUUGUAUUAAAAAUAAUAAGAAUAAACUUAAACAUUAUUAAAUUUAUAUGAUAAUGCAGAAAUCAAUCAUGAAUUAGAAAUUAAAAGAGUUAUUACAGGAUAAGGAACAGUAAUAGUUUAUAAAAAAGAUGGUUCAAUCAUAGUAUUAUAUGCAAAUGGUAAUGUCUCUAUGUACAAAAAUGAUAUGUGGAUAACAACUAAUAAUAAAGGAUUUAGAAAAUCAUAGAAGGGAAUAGAAAAGAUUCCUUGUGCUACAAAAAAUGAUCCUGAAAGUGGUGNAAUAAAUUGAAAUGGCUUUGGAAUAACAAUAAAAAAUGAAAGACAAAUUACAUUUAUAAUAUUAUAAGCGAUAAUUAUCUGAUGUGCAAUUAUCAAAAGUAGGACCUUGUAUCUUAUUAGAAUGUUUAUUAGAUUAGUUAUCUGCUGAAGCUGCUUAUAUAUAAAGUUCUAAAGUACCUCCUUGUUUAGAGGAUUAAGAAGAUGCAGAAUAAGUUAAUAGACUUUUAGCUAAUCAAAAAAAAGAUUAAUAAUAAUAAGUAGAGAGUGCUAAAUAAUUGAUAUUAGAUGAAUGUGAUUAUAUUGAAGUAAGAGGACAUUUUGGAUAAUUGCAUGAUUAAUAAUUUAUUGUAGAGAGAGAACACAAGAUAUUUGACAAUUUAUGUUUUCCUGGUAUUGAUAGAUAAGGUAUGCCUGAAAUAGCAGAAAAAUCAGAAAAGUAAAGAAAGGCUAAUAAAGCAAAAUUGCAUCCAUUUAUAAAUGUAGAUGUAAGUGAAUUUGAAAGAAGACAAUUACUGUUAACUUUUGAAGAAUUACUAAAAGAAAAUGAACCUGAAUAAGAAUGGUAUUUGGGAGAUCGUAUAUAUUUAGAGAGACAUAAUAAAAAUACUCUUAGAUAAUAGUUUUAUGAAGCAUUAUUACAUGAUCCUCAAGUAGUUCUAAAAUAUUUACCUGAUGAUGAUGCUCUUAUGGUUUGUUGUUAUUAUAAGAAUCCUCCUGGAAGAACAUUAAGAAAGAAAUGGUCAGCUGAAUGGAGAGUAUUACCAAAUUUGGAAUACUUUAUUUAAGUUCGUAAUUUUAAUAGUGAAUACUAUUAUGAUAUUGAUUAUUAAUAAAUUGGUGCUAUUACUGAAAGAUCAAAAAUAAUGUAUCCAACUGAUAAUUCAUUAAUAAUUGCAACCAAAUUUACAGUAGGAGAAGUUGAACGUUUAAGAUAUAGAGUUAUUAAAGAAAAUGUUGUAUUUGGAAUAUAAGGAGGUUUUUAUGCAUAAUUUAGAGAUUUGAGAAUGAGUGCUUAAGAUUAGAUAAUGAAUUUGACAUUUAAGAAUGGUCUUUGUUUAAGGUUUACUUAAAAGGGAGAAGUAGUUUAAUAAUAUUUGUAUUAAAAAUAAUAAGAAUAAACUUAAACAUUAUUAAAUUUAUAUGAUAAUGCAGAAAUCAAUCAUGAAUUAGAAAUUAAAAGAGUUAUUACAGGAUAAGGAACAGUAAUAGUUUAUAAAAAAGAUGGUUCAAUCAUAGUAUUAUAUGCAAAUGGUAAUGUCUCUAUGUACAAAAAUGAUAUGUGGAUAACAACUAAUAAUAAAGGAUUUAGAAAAUCAUAGAAGGGAAUAGAAAAGAUUCCUUGUGCUACAAAAAAUGAUCCUGAAAGUGGUGCUAAAGUUUAUAUUAGAGAUGAUCAAACACUUAUUAUUUAUUACAAGGAUGGAUCUCAAUAUACUUAACAUUAUGAUGGAACCAUAAUGCUUAUAAAAGGAGAUAAGGUAAUUGUUGAACAUCCUAAUUUUGCCAGUGUUGUAGUCACAAUAGACAAGGUGAAAUAAAGAACUGGAACUAUUAUUGGAAUGGGUAGUGCUUAUGCAAAUGUAGGUUUUGACAAUAUAUUUGAAAGAAGUAAUGAUGGUAGAGUAGUUGAAACUUAUUAUUAAGGAUGCAAAAUAAUAUCAUAUAUUGAGAAAUAAGAAUUACCAGAGUAUAAAUAAUAUAAAACUAAUCGAAUUCAUUUGAUGUACACUUAAGAUGGGAGUGUUGCUAAAGUAGUUGAUGAUGGAGAAAUUGUUAUUGUAACUGCUGAAGAGAGAGUAAGACUCAAUAAUAAAGGAGAGAAGAAACCAUUAGGAUAAGAUUUAGAUUAUUGGUUAUAAUUAUUUUCUGUAUCAGAUGAACGUAAAGCUGGAGUUUAUACAAUUGAUUUAACUAGAAAAUGUAUUUUUACAAAAGAUGAAGAAUCUAAUUAUUUCUAAAUUGAUGAAGAUGGAACUGUUACAUCUAAGAUAUCAGUAUCCUUAAAUCAAGAACCAUCUACUCCUGAUUAUAUUCCAGAUGGUUUAUUUGUAGAUGAAGAAAAUAAAGUACUUCCACCACCAAAAUCAUGGGUUCCUCCAAGAUUAUUUUUAGUUAAAAAUGAUAAUACUGGUAUUGAAUUAUUUAAUCAAACUCAAUUAUAAGAUUACUUUAGACUUAAAUCAGAAAAUCCUUUCUGUACUAAAUUAAUUGAUGAAUUACCAAAUAAUGUCAAAUCUAUUUCAUUUCUAACUGAAUUAAAGAAUUAAUCUUAAAAGUUCAUUGAAGUCAAAAUACCUUAAACAUUAGAUAUUGUACCAAAAACUGUUUAAAAAACUACAAUAAUUCCUCAUAAAGUCUUUACUUAUCGAAAUUUCUUAGAAUAUCUUCCAUUUGAUAAAGAAUAAAGAGCUCUUCAUGAGUAAUCAUUAUAAAAAUAUGAAGUUUGGUAAAAAGCAAUGUAAAAAGCAUAAAAUGAAUUUGGAGUUAUACAAAAAUCAGAAGAUGAAAGAGAUGCUGAAUUUAUUAUUUAAAUGAAAAUCUUGGAAAGUAGAAGAACUGAUUAUUCAUAUGAAUCCUAUGAUUAAGCCAAAAGUAAAAUUACUUUACCAGAUACAACAUCCAAUAUUGUUGAACCUUUAGAAUAAACUCUUGUUAGAACUGCUAAAGUAUAAUAAGUUGUCUAAUAAGCCUUUGUUGAUUUACAUAGAAAAGUACAAACUAUUUAACUCUAAAAAUCAAUUAAACCAUCUGUUGAAGCUUAAGGUUUUGUAUAAAAUUACUUUGAUACAAAAGAAGGACAUGAAUAUUUAAAAACAGCUCCUGAAAAUCCUCCAAUAAAAAAACCAAGAGAAAGAAUAGUAUAACCUACAGAAGAAUAAUAAUAAUAAAUACACAAUUAAUAAGAAGUUUAAAAGACAAUACAAGAUGGAAUCAUUCCAUUAGAAUAACCUUAAUUACCUUCCCCAUAAUAUAAUGAUACAAAUAAUCUUACAAAAGUGAUUAUUAAACCUUCUGUAUUUACACAAGCAGAGAUAGAUGAUGAAGUUAAAUAAAGAAAAUAACUUGAUGAAUCAAUCAGAUAUAGAUAAGUAAAAAAGAAAGAUUUUGAUGUCUAUGGAAAAGAUAGAAAAGAUAUUAAAUUAGUACCUUGUCUUCUUAAAACUAAUCCAAAAUCUGAAUUGAAUUAAAAAUACAUUCUAACAGAUGCUAGUACAGAUAAUAGAAUUAAAAUAAGUUCUAUGGCUACUAGAGUUUAUUAAUAAGCUGCUCCUAUUAGUCAACUUAGAAAUGAAGGCAUGCAUCAAACUAUAAUAAGAACAUUAGAUAAGAAAAAUAAUUUAGAUGAUCUUAUAGACAAAAAGAAUCUUAUGGUUACUGGUGAUAUCAAUGAUAGAUUAAAGAAGGAUUUGUUAAUAUAUCCUAUAAAUGUUUAAUUUGGAGAACUUAAAUAAGCAGGAUAAUAUGAAUUCAAGAUCUCUGUUAAAAAUGAGGAUAUUAUGGCAUAACGUAUAAUUUUAAAGUAACCAUUGAAUACUAACAUCAAAGUAUUCAUGAAAUAAAUGGGCUCAGUAUUUUAUUAUAUAUAUAUGUUAUUUAGAUAUCUCUAGGUUUAGUCAGAGAAGUAUUUGUUCAUAUAAAUGCAGAAAGAGUUGGAUAAUUUUCUGAUGAAGUCUAAAUCAUGUCAAAACAUUCCAUUUAUACUAUACCAAUUACUGGAAAUGUACUUGAGUAGAACAUGUUUGAUAAACUUAAUUCAGAAUAGAUUAAACUCACUAAUAAACCUCUUUUAAGGAAGUAUGUUAGAGAUUUGAGAGCUGUAUUAUAUUAAUAAUUAUUAUUUACAGUCUAAACAAUAAGAUAUUAUUGGAGAUAGUUAGGAUUCUGAUCUUUUACCUAAGAUAAAUUAUGAUAAGAAUAUCAAAAUUGAUGCUUUUUAAAAUCAUAAGAAGGAUGAAUAAUCAUAUGAGGAAGAAAAUUGA